Molecule: messenger RNA, 2847 nt
Organism: Vicia faba (fava bean)
Lineage: Eukaryota; Viridiplantae; Streptophyta; Magnoliopsida; Fabales; Fabaceae
Source: the annotation of a GenBank genome assembly
AUGACUUCAGACAUUUCAUUUGAGGAUUUGAAGAACGAGAAUGUUGAUCUUGAAAACAUUCCAAUUGAUGAAGUUUUUCAGCAGCUAAAAUGUACAAAAGAGGGUCUCUCAUCCGAGGAAGGAGAGAAGAGGCUCCAAAUAUUUGGACCAAACAAGCUAGAGGAGAAAACAGAAAGCAAGCUCCUCAAGUUUUUAGGUUUUAUGUGGAAUCCAUUAUCAUGGGUUAUGGAGGCAGCUGCUAUCAUGGCCAUUGUAUUGGCCAAUGGAGGGGGAAAGCCACCGGAUUGGCAAGAUUUUACUGGUAUUGUGGUGUUGCUUGUCAUUAACUCAACCAUUAGUUUCAUUGAGGAAAACAAUGCCGGAAAUGCUGCAGCUGCUUUGAUGGCUGGUCUUGCCCCCAAAACCAAGAUCUUGAGGGAUGGAAAAUGGAGUGAGCAAGAGGCUGAAAUUUUGGUACCAGGAGAUAUCAUUAGUAUCAAGUUGGGUGACAUUGUACCAGCCGAUGCCCGUCUGUUGGAAGGAGACCCCUUAAAGAUUGACCAGUCUGCCCUCACUGGUGAGUCCUUGCCGGUAACAAGGAACCCUGGGGAUGAGGUCUUCUCUGGUUCAACUUGCAAGCAAGGUGAAAUUGAGGGUAUUGUCAUUGCCACUGGUGUACACACCUUCUUUGGUAAAGCUGCACACCUUGUUGACAGCACCAACAAUGUUGGUCACUUCCAAAAGGUGUUGACAUCCAUUGGUAACUUCUGUAUCUGCUCAAUUGGUGUGGGAAUGUUUAUUGAGCUCAUUGUGAUGUACCCGAUCCAGAAUAGAGCUUACAGAGAUGGUAUUGACAACUUGUUGGUGCUUCUCAUUGGAGGUAUCCCAAUUGCCAUGCCAACUGUCUUGUCUGUGACCAUGGCUAUUGGAUCUCACCGCCUUUCUCAACAAGGAGCAAUCACCAAGAGAAUGACAGCCAUUGAAGAAAUGGCAGGAAUGGAUGUUCUCUGCAGUGACAAGACUGGAACUCUCACUCUUAACAAGCUUAGCGUGGACAAGAACUUGAUCGAGGUUUUCCCGGCUAAUAUGGACAAGGAUAGUGUUGUCCUAUAUGCUGCAAGAGCUUCAAGAAUCGAAAACCAGGAUGCCAUUGAUGCGUCAAUUGUGAAUAUGUUGGGUGAUCCCAAGGAGGCGAGAGCGGGAAUUACUGAGGUGCAUUUCUUGCCCUUUAAUCCCGUGGACAAGCGCACAGCUAUUACCUUCAUUGACCAAAAUGGUGAUUGGCACAGAAGCAGCAAGGGUGCUCCUGAGCAAAUUAUUGAGCUCUGUGAACUUAAGGGAGAGACUUUGAAAAAGGCACACAAAACCAUUGAUGAGUAUGCGGAGCGUGGGCUACGUUCCUUGGCUGUUGGUUUGCAGACUGUUUCAGAAAAAACCAAGGAGAGUGCAGGAGAACCAUGGGUAUUCUUGGGUCUCUUACCCCUCUUUGACCCUCCGAGACAUGACAGUGCGGAGACUAUUCGCCGUGCCCUUGACCUCGGUGUUAAUGUUAAGAUGAUCACUGGUGACCAACUUGCCAUUGGAAUUGAAACCGGUCGCAGACUUGGAAUGGGAACCAACAUGUACCCUUCAUCCUCCCUUCUUGGCCAAAGCAAGGAUGCAUCUAUUGCAACAAUUCCAAUUGAUGAGCUCAUUGAGAAGGCUGAUGGAUUUGCUGGAGUCUUCCCUGAGCACAAGUACGAGAUUGUCAAGAGGCUGCAGGAUAGGAAGCACAUCUGUGGUAUGACCGGAGAUGGUGUGAACGAUGCACCAGCAUUGAAGAAGGCAGAUAUUGGUAUUGCAGUCGCUGAUGCAACUGAUGCCGCAAGGAGUGCCUCAGACAUUGUCUUGACCGAGCCAGGAUUGAGUGUGAUUGUGAGUGCUGUGUUGACAAGUAGGGCCAUCUUCCAAAGGAUGAAGAACUACACAAUCUAUGCAGUUUCCAUCACAAUCCGUAUCGUUCUUGGGUUCUUGCUCGUUGCUCUAAUCUGGCAGUUUGACUUUUCUCCUUUCAUGGUUUUGAUCAUCGCCAUUUUGAAUGACGGAACCAUUAUGACCAUCUCCAAGGACAGGGUGAAGCCAUCUCCUGUUCCUGACUCAUGGAAGCUCAAGGAAAUCUUUGCCACCGGAGUCGUUCUUGGAACAUAUAUGGCCCUCAUGACUGCAGCUUUCUUCUUUAUUGUUCAUGACACCAAUUUCUUCACAGAAACUUUCGGUGUCGUCCCAAUUUCAGACAGCGAGGAACAUCUUAACUCAGCUCUCUACCUCCAAGUGAGUAUCAUUAGUCAGGCACUUAUCUUUGUUACCAGGUCAAGGAGUUGGUCAUUUGUCGAGCGUCCUGGUUUGAUGCUUCUUGGAGCCUUCAUUGCUGCACAAAUGGUGGCAACUCUCAUUGCUGUGUAUGCACACUGGGACUUUGCUAGAAUCAAUGGAGUAGGGUGGGAAUGGGCUGGAGUUAUCUGGAUCUACAGCAUUGUCACAUACAUUCCUCUUGACAUCCUCAAGUUUCUUAUCCGCAUGGGACUCACAGGCAGUGCCUGGGACAACAUGCUCCAAAACAAGACUGCAUUCACAACAAGAAAGGACUACGGGAAAGGUGAGAGGGAGGCUCAAUGGGCUCAGGCUCAACGCACAAUGCACGGCCUUCAAUCCCAUGAGGCCCCGAAGAACAAUCACCACAAUGAGCACUCUGAAAUGGCUGAACAAGCUAAGAGACGUGCUGAGAAUGCUAGGUUGAGAGAGCUACACACACUCAAGGGACACGUUGAAUCCGUUGUCAAGUUGAAGGGUCUUGACGUUGAAACCAUGCAGCAGCACUACACAGUCUAA